AUGGAGAGUGUCAAUGCAACGGCCAAUGAGCAAAAUUUAUCCUUCGGGCAAAGAAAAACAUGGCGCUUAGACUCAUUUGCUGCCUUGCAAUCUCCAUUUGCUAACCGGAGUCUGGGCACCACGGAGUACAACAACCAGCCCAUUACAGAGCGCCACGAGAGAAUGGACUACGACUCAGACGAAGACGCUGCUCCCAGCACCGAAGGCAAGCCGCAGUGCAGUGAUUAG
Messenger RNA from Penicillium cataractarum, 228 nucleotides. RefSeq lists its product as uncharacterized. The transcript has 2 exons. Lineage: Eukaryota; Fungi; Ascomycota; Eurotiomycetes; Eurotiales; Aspergillaceae. Bases 1 to 228 code for a protein of 75 amino acids. The record is from RefSeq and is a predicted model, not a curated record.